CGAUCACGUCGCGUGAACGGGUGUCCCUCCUCACACACACAGACUAACUGCUAAUGCACCCAGGAGCCAUUCCCCGACACUCCACUGUGCCUUAACCGUUAUGUGGACAAGUUAAUUGACAAGGUUGAUUGGCUUUGGUUACAGGUUGUAGUGCGAGGACUAGGAUUCAAGCUGUUUGUUUCGUUUCUUUUUACGUUGUCUAUGUCUAGAUAUACAUGCAGAUUCUAGUUUUUUAUUCGGUUCGUUUCAUUUUGAUGGUGACAAACGACGAAUGGGAAAGAAACGGGACAACUUGAUCUGAAACAAAGUGACGGACACGAGGAUUGGUUGAUGUUUGGAUUAGUGUAGAUUAGCAUUUGAUUGAAAGAAAUGGAGGAAGAGAUUACGGCGGCAGUACAACAGAAAGACAAACUAAACGGAGAACGAACCAAAGUCUUUGAUUUUGAGGGGAAGCAAUCUAACUUGGACAAACUCGUGGCUCUUAUUCAGAAGGAGCCUCACUUAAGGACAGACUUUGAGUGUCACGAGUGCUCCCCCUUUCUUAAAAAGCACAUUCAGUGGUUUAACUCCCUGAAACUAAGUCAGAUCCAAGACAUUAUCAAAAGAUGUAAAUUUUUACGUGUAAAUCCUGAUGAAAUAUUUAUUAAGCAAGGAGACAUUGGAGAUAGUAUGUAUGCGAUCCUGAGAGGCACCGCGGCAGUGCACGUGAUGCUGGACUGUGAGAACGAAAAAGAAUGUCUGAACAGAGUGGAGCUAGCACUGGCCAAGAAGAAACUCAGCAGGAAUGAUUUUGGCACUGAAGUGGCACAAACAUUGACAGGAAGCUGCAUAGGAGAAGUGGCCAUGGUGGGUUCCAACAACAUCCGAACGGCCAGCUGCUUCGCACUCAACACUUGUGACUUUAUGGUCAUCGACCGGUCACUGUACAGCGUGUCGGUCAAAGAGGUGAUUGAGCAGGAGUUCCACGACAAGACGACCUUCGUGGAGAGAAAUCCACUUUUCAAAGCCUGGACACCACGUCAGAGAAAUCAGCUGGUCAUCAGUAUGAAAAAGUUGAAGAUAGGCUACGGUGAAAAACUGGCCAGACAAGGUCAAGAUGUGGACAAUGUCUAUUUUAUAUAUAAAGGUGACAUAGAGAUUCAAAUAGACAGUCGGCUGUAUGAGAAACAGUACCCACAGCUUCACUCAGAGAUGAAGAGACUGUUGCCAGAACUAACAAAAGACACCAAGUCACUGCCUCUAGCUCCACAUUUGUUGAGGAAAGAAAGAAUGACCAGCCACAGGCCUCAGAAAAUUUGUUUACUGGGAGAAAAUGAAACCAUUGGUUCCCUGGAAAUCAUCUUAGGCUUGGACACCUACAUGGAGAAUGCCACAGCCCCAGGUCAUUGUGAACUUCUGGUACUAAAGCGCGGUCAAUUCGAGAAGACCUUCAAGAGGAAGUACGCCCUUGCCACGCUUGACCAGGUGAAAGAAUCCCUGGCCAACAAACUGUGCCUGUACAUCUACCAGUCAGACCCAAACAAAGUAGCAUUUCUGAAGUUUCUGAACAUCAAGCUGAUGGACUCGAAUAUACUGUUAGAGGUGAAGCGAAGUAAACACGCCAAGGCAAGGCGCAACACUAACAUCGGGGGUGAAAGAGUUAACAGGAGCGUGGAGCAACAAGAUAUAAAGAACGUGAUGAAGAGGCUUCACAUGAGCACAAACAGAGCUGCUGAGCUGCCCCCUGAAGACAUGUCUGAAAUAGCGCUGGCUAAGAUGGACCGCAGAUUGAGAUUAUGGAGUGAACAUACAAACAUGAACGGAAGUAAACUCUCACGUCUGCAGAGUGCAACGAUAACAUUGUCUGACAACAGCCGCGUGGCAUGACAGUAGCUGUGACUUUCAUCUAGAUCUACAUUUAAUUGACAUCCCUUGGUUUAUCUCACACAUCCAGCAGUGAAGCAACCAUUGUGGGGGGAAAUUUCAUUUCAGCUUCUUAACUUUGUUGCACCAAAGAACAGCUACUCUCUUACUAAAUCCGAAAUGAUUUCUUAAGUUAAUUCCCUUGAAACCAGUGCGCUAUUGAAAUAUUUAGUCGCUUCAAGAAUUUUACAAGCGAACACUGGCUGAAUCAAGAUUUUCUCUUAAUUCUAAAAGGAAAACAAGUUUUAAAACUUCAUUUGGCGAACUGUAUGUGCAAUGUACAUAAUUGUUUGUCUUAUAAACUUACGUUUAUCUGUAAAUACUUAUACAGUGUAUAUUCUGUCUGUAUUAACAUUGAAUGCGUUAUACAAUAAAUAUUUGGUGAAUGUUUGA
Biomphalaria glabrata is the source of this 2295-nucleotide messenger RNA. RefSeq lists its product as uncharacterized. The transcript is spliced from 13 exons. Lineage: Eukaryota; Metazoa; Mollusca; Gastropoda; Planorbidae. The record is from RefSeq and is a predicted model, not a curated record. The coding region runs from base 370 to 1866 and encodes 498 amino acids.